UACGAGUACAUCUUGUCGCGCUUCUCUUUCCUUUUUUUCUGAUGAUUUAGGUUGAGCGGGAAUCAUCAUACACGUUUCAAAUCUUAGGGUUUUAUUUAACAGCGACUCGAUUAGUACUGAGUUCGUGCCUUGGUUCAUCGCCUUGUGAAGCAGAAGAGUAUCUCUCGGCUAUUAUCAUCAAAAUCCAUCAUCGUUUUAUUUUUCUUCUUUGGUGUGUUUAUUUAAAUGGCGACUCCUAUUCGAUUGCAGUUAUAGUAACUGCAGAUUGGACAAUUACUUUGUGUAUUCCUGAGUCUUGGGUUACGUAUGUUGUAGUCUUGAAUUUUGGAUACAAACAAGCUGAAAGAGCUCGACGAUCCAACGAACAAAUCAGAGAAAUUAACCAGUAUGGAUUCGGGUGAUUGGAGAGGGAACAUUCCGCUUGAAUUGCGGCAAAACGUUCUCGAGGCAGUAGUGGAAAAGCUGAAGCAACGUCUUCCUUCUUGCACUCCAAAGGACGAGGCUUAUCUCAGGAAAGUUGCUGUUAGUUUUGAGGCCAAGACCUUCAAUAAUGCAACAGAUCAGGCUGAUUAUGUGCAUAAGAGCGCUUCGAGGAUUAUUGACGUGUGGAACAAAACUAAAUACGCUCAGUCGGGCAAUCCUCAACAGCAACAGCAGCAGCAACAUACCCGAAGUUCAGCACGACCUAAUCAGAAGCGAGUGCCUCAGCAGACAUCAUCUGUUCAAUCUGGUCAAUGGAUGACUGGUUCAGAAAUGCAGCAUAAUCAUUUAACAGGGAUGCAUCGGCAACAGCAUCAGCAACAGCAGCAGCAGCAGCAACCAGCAAAUUUAUGUCUAAAGAUGCCAAGUAACCAGCAUGCUGCUAAUUCAUUCCAAUGUCCAAAUUUUCAGCAUCCACCGAUACUGCGUCAGGGGAUGAUGGUUUGGCCACAACAGCAGCAGCAACAAUGGUUUCAAGGAGCGGGUCCUGUGCUCCAGACCCAGAACGUAACGGACCAACAGAUGCAGAUAUAUCAAUCUCAAGGAGCUCCUGUUUAUUCAUCCAGUAUGUUUAUUUUUCAUGCAUGUUUCAUAUCUUAUCAAUCUUUGGUGAUUUCAACUCAAGUAAUGCUUUAUGGUUAUGUGACUUUAUUUCUUUUGGUAGCACCUCAAGAUUACACAGGCAAGACCAGAAGUGAUGAUUGGCUGGAGGAGACUUAUCAGAAGAUAAAUGCCUUGAAGGAAAUGUAUUUACCUGCUGUCACUGCAGUGCGCCAAAGAUUGCAGCUGAUUGAAUCUCGUCCGCGACAGCAAAUGCAUGAUCCUAAGAUCGAAAGAGUGAGGACCGACAAGAUGAUGUUGGAUCGAAUUAUAGCCUUUUUAACUGUUCCUAGAAACGGUGUCUCGGAGAUGCACAUGGAGAAGUUCAGUUAUUACGAGAAUAAAAUCUUGAAUUUCGUCAAGAAUCUGAGGCAGCAAGAACCACUUUGGCAGCAGAUGCUGAGACAGCAGCAGCAACAGAAUGUGAAAAACCAACUGCAAGAACAACUUCAGUGGCAGAACCUGAGACAGCAGCAGCAACAGCAAGAGCCACUUUGGCAGCAGAUGCUGAGACAGCAGCAGCAACAGAAUGUGAAUAACCAACUGCAAGGACAACUUCAGUGGCAGAACCUGAGACAGCAACAGCAACAGCAAGAACCACUUAGGCAGCAGAUGCUGAGACAGCGGCGGCAACAGAAUGUGGAGAACCAACUGCACGAACAACUUCAGCAGCAGCAACAGCAAGAACAACUUCAGCAGCAGAAUCUGAGACAGCAGCAGGAACAGAAAGAACCACUUUGCUGGCAAGUUCUGAGACAGCGGCAGAAACAGAAUGUGAAGUACCAACUGCAAGAUCAACUUCAGCAGCGCCUGAUUCAGCAACAUGUGAUGCAGACAGAGCAGAGGAUCCGGCAGCUUCAAAUGCCAUCCCCUCAUCAGGAAAACAGCACGAGUGAUCUGAUGAUGAGGCAAGGGAUGAAUAUUCAGUCAACACCAGUCAUGGCCCAGUUGACUGCAUCUCCCCAACUGCCCCAUCGUUCAUCUCCUGUUGUUGUUCCAUCUCCUAUAGCUCCGAAUCCUGGAAACGCUAUAUCUAUUACUUCCUGUUCUAGUUUGCGAUCCUCACUUGAAUCUGUUCACGUUGGCACUGAUGCAAAUGUUCCUGCAGCUAUUCCUCCCGAUCCAAGUGGAGAACGGCCUAUCGAACAUCUGAUUAAAGUGUUUCAAUCAUCAUCACCAAAAUCCUUGCAAGAAUCUGUUAGAGAGAUGAGCUCGGUCAUCAGUCUGGCGGACAGGAUUGCGAUAUCAGCCCCAGGUGAUGGGUCUAGAGCUGUCGUUGGUGAGGAUUUGGUUGAGAUGACAACGUGCCACUUGCCAGCCAAAAAUGUUACGGCAAGUGAAGGAACAAACUCGAAGAAGAAAAUGAAGCGGUCUCUAAGACUGCCGCCUUUAGAUAUUGCUCCAUCAAUUGGCAAUACAAGAGGUCCAGAAUCUGAAGUGGAAUCCACGGCUUCAUCUUGCGCGAAAAGAAGGAAGAUUGAGCCUGAACCUGUCCUCCUGCGAGAAAUUAGAGAAAUAAACCAGAGAAUGAUAGAUACAGUGGUAGAUGUAUGCGAUGUUAGUCGUGAAACUUCCGCCGAACAACCUCGUGGUGGAGGAGGAACUGUUGUCACGUGUUCUUACAGUGCAGUGGCUCUCAGUUCAGCAUUCAAAGCUCAUUACAAUUCUCGACAGAUAUCUCAGAUUCAGCCAUUGCAUUUGCUAAUUCCUGAAGAUUACCCAGAUAGUUCCCCUUUACUUCUGGACAAGUUCCCCACUGAAACCAGUAAGGACUGUGAGGAUCUAUCAGCGGAAACCAGUUCGAGAUUCAGGUUAUCCCUAAAGUCACUUUCGGAACCAAUGUCUCUUACAGAUAUAGUAAGAACGUGGGACACUUGUGUCCAUGCCGCCAUGGCUGAGUAUGCAGAGAGCCGAGGAGGAGGUAACUUCAGCUCCAAGUUUGGUUCAUGGGAGAAAUGUCUAAAAGGCUCUUCAUGAGACAAACCGAUUCAGACAUCUU
This is a messenger RNA of Tarenaya hassleriana, 3079 nucleotides long. RefSeq names its product mediator of RNA polymerase II transcription subunit 15a-like. The record is from RefSeq and is a predicted model, not a curated record. Gene Ontology annotation, molecular function: chromatin DNA binding; transcription coactivator activity. The transcript is spliced from 11 exons. Gene Ontology annotation, biological process: regulation of DNA-templated transcription. The coding region runs from base 388 to 3057 and encodes 889 amino acids. NCBI's taxonomy places the organism in Eukaryota, Viridiplantae, Streptophyta, Magnoliopsida, Brassicales, Cleomaceae.